CUGUCUUCGGUCUGCACUUUGCAGUCUGCUAGUCGCCUCGCGUGUUGUCGGUUAGUAGUGGCAGGUGAUAAUUAUCUGGUUAUAUUUAUUUAAUUCGCAAUUUAAUGUAAUAAUUCUAUUCGGUUUUGAACAACCAUGAGAUAUACGUUUCAAAUUGGGUAAUCAUGAGGGUAUACUGGUAACCCGGAGACGUGAAUCAUCUAUCAUGUUAUUUAUCUUACAUGCAACAAGACAUUGCCGAAACUUGAAAUGUCUACCAGUAUCAAAGAUACUGACCACGACGUAUUCCACGGGAACAGCAAAAGCAACAGUGGCAACAUCUACAACAGAAAGAGAAGGACCAUGUUUAACCAUGGGCAAGACUUCUUCAAAUGGCAAGGAUGCAAUGAAUGUUUACUUGACAGCAAAUGCACCCAUCCAGCCAUUUCCAGUUGACAAUAAGCUACCAGCGUUUGGGAAUACUCAUAUCAACGAAUCUGUCAGGUUAACUAAAAAAGCAACACAGGAACCUGAUUGGAGGCAUAUCCAAAUAGAUACCUCAAAACUCUUGACGCAUUGUUUAAUGCUUUCUAAGAUAAGAUUGACUUCUUUAGUAGUGAUCACAACAAUGGGAGGAUACGCCUUGGCGCCGGGAGCCUUUGAGAUCCAAACGUUCAUUCUGUGUUCCUUGGGAACAGGACUUGUGUCUGCGACCGCUAAUUCGAUUAAUCAAUUUUUUGAAGUGCCAUUCGAUGCUCAAAUGUCUCGCACCAAGAACAGAGUCUUAGUUCGUAGCCACCUUACGCCAGCUCAUGCGAUAGCAUUUGCAGCCACAACUGGCAUUGCAGGCUUAACUACAUUGUACUUAGGAGUUAACGGAUUAACAGCGGCAUUAGGUGCUACUAAUCUGAUCCUCUAUACCCUUAUCUAUACACCAAUGAAACGCGUCAGUAUUCUCAAUACCUGGGUUGGAUCUAUUGUCGGAGCAAUCCCACCGUUGAUGGGAUGGGCAGGAUGUGCUGGAGACAUAAUGGCUCCUGGUGCUUGGAUCAUGUCUGGAAUGCUGUAUGCCUGGCAAUUUCCACAUUUCAAUGCCUUAUCAUGGAACUUGAGGCCCGAUUACUCCCGUGCAGGGUAUAGAAUGAUGGCUGUUACCAAUCCAGGCUUAUGUCGCAGAGUUGCAUUACGAUAUACAGCUGCCAUUUUAGGUCUAUCAUACCUAGCUCCGGCUUUAGACGUUACCAACUGGUGGUUUGCUUUGGAAUCAACACCAUUAAAUGGAUAUUUUUUAUACUUGGCUUGGGAGUUUAACAAACAAUCUGACAGCGCGAGCUCCCGCAAGUUAUUUCGGUUUUCCUUGAUUCACCUCCCAGUACUAAUGUUACUGAUGCUUCUGAACAAAAAAUCAUUGAGUAAUGAGGUAGACAACCCGAAUUCGGCACCAUCUGACACAGCAAUCAAGCGAGAAAGUCAUUUCUCUAUCUUCCCUAAAUCCCCAAUGCUGGAGACUUCUACGGCGUAGCAAAGUAUUCAAUUAGAAACUUGAAAUGUGUAAUUUUAUGAGCGAUAGUACAAAAGCUUACAAUUUGUAACAUAACGACAAGUAUUUCAAUCACAGCACUGUAAUAUAUUGUCAUGUAAAUAUACCAGAAAUUAUUAUUA
Messenger RNA from Athalia rosae (coleseed sawfly), 1641 nucleotides. It is a transcript of the gene Cox10, whose product is annotated as protoheme IX farnesyltransferase, mitochondrial. Bases 206 to 1501 code for a protein of 431 amino acids. Lineage: Eukaryota; Metazoa; Arthropoda; Insecta; Hymenoptera; Athaliidae. Gene Ontology annotation, biological process: heme biosynthetic process. Gene Ontology annotation, molecular function: protoheme IX farnesyltransferase activity. Gene Ontology annotation, cellular component: mitochondrial membrane; mitochondrion. The record is from RefSeq and is a predicted model, not a curated record. The transcript is spliced from 7 exons.